Blepharisma stoltei is the source of this 4158-nucleotide messenger RNA. The record is from the annotation of a GenBank genome assembly. NCBI's taxonomy places the organism in Eukaryota, Ciliophora, Heterotrichea, Heterotrichida, Blepharismidae.
AUGGACUCAACUUACUUGUGGGUGUCUAAGAAUGCCUACAGUCAAUUUGUCCAGCCAGAUGGUAGAAAUCUCUAUUGGACUGACGACAUUAACUUUGAGCUUCCUAUUAUCAUGGAAACUUCAGGUCAAGGCUCCACUCCUCCGCUGACAUAUAUCAAUAUUUUCCAAGACGCUCUACAAACCCACGCCCAGCAGGCAGCAUUGCGUGUAAAACGUGGAGGCAAAUGGAUCACAUGGACUUUUCAGCAAUAUUAUGACGAUUCCUUAAGGUUCGCCCGAGCUUUGAUUAAUCUUGGCAUAAGAUCUCGGGCAACUGUCAAUAUCAUUGGCUUUAACGCCCCUGAGUGGCUAAUCAGCUUUUCCGGAGCUUUAUUUGCAAGCUUGGUUCCUAUUGGUGUUUAUACCACAAAUGGCCCAGAAGCUUGCUUUUAUGUGGCGGAUCAUAGCCAAGCCGAAGUAAUUAUAGUGCAAAAUGAAGCCCAGCUUCAAAAAUACCUGACUAUAUGAGACAGACUUCCUAAAUCACCUCUCCGUGAGCGAUAAAAAAAACUUGUUCGCUCACGGAGGGGGUUAAUAAUUUUUAAAAUAUUAUAUAGUAAUUUUUUCAAAAAAUUAAAAAAUACAACUUUGCAAAAUUUGGAAAGCAAAUAUUAAUUUAAUUUGUAAAAUUUGUAUUUUAAACGCAAUUUGUUUAAAAUUAAACAGACUAUUUCCUUAUACUAAUUAUCACUUAUAUAUCGAAAUUUUUUUUCAUAAAAAUUUUUCUAUUAAAAAAAUUUUCAGAGGGUGGGUUUUUGGCAAAAAAUAGGGAUUUUUCUAAUGGUUUUGUUCACUCACGGAAGGGAGAGUAAGCUAAAAGCUGUAGUUGUUUAUUCGCCUGGAGCAGGGCUAGAAGCUAUUAGAGCAGGCCGUCAAGUUUAUACCUGGGAAGAAUUCAUGGCAACUGGCAGCGAUACUGAAGGAAAAGAAUUAGCCAAAAGGAUGAAGGAUAUAAGUCCAGCUCAAUGUGCAACUGUAGUCUAUACUUCUGGAACAACUGGACCACCUAAAGGUGUAAUGCUAAGCCAUGAUAACUAUAUUUGGUGCGCCAAAACUACAAUAGAUGACGCUAAAUUAAUGGAGGAAGGGGAAAAUGUGGUAGUUUCUUAUUUGCCACUGAGCCAUUCUGCUGCACAAAUUAUUGAUAUUUUUGGGUCACUUUAUAAGAAAGCCGCUUUAUGGUUUGCUGAUGAAAAUUGUUUGCAAGGGACUUUAGGGGUUACGCUGAAAGAAGCAAGGCCAACAUUUUUUAUGUCAGUUCCUAGGGUUUAUGAGAAAAUUGAAGAAAAAAUCAAGGCGAUUGCGGCAAGUAAAGGGGAUUUAGCAAAGAAAAUUGGGAUAUGGGCAAAGCAGGUAGGGCUUAAAGCGACUUUGGAUCAGCUGCAGCAGAAGCCGACUUCUUGGAAAUAUAGCCUAGCUAAUACAAUAGUGUUUUCAAAGGUAAAACAAGCAUUAGGCCUAGACAGAUGCAAAGCUUUUAUUGUGAGCGCUGCACCAAUAUCUAAAGCAACGCUUGAAUUUUUCCUCAGUUUGAAUAUACCACUAAUGAAUGUUUACGGAAUGUCAGAAUGCGCAGCCCCUGAAACAAUGAACUAUCUUCAUAGUAACAAUGUAUGGAGCGCUGGACAGCCUAUUAAUGGAACCAGACUUAAAAUCCUCAGUCAAAGUGGAGAAGAAGUCCCAAGAGGAACUCGUGGCGAAGUCUGCAUGAGAGGACGUAACAGAUUUAUGGGGUAUUAUAAAAGCGAAAUAGAGACUAAAGCGACAAUAGACAAAAAUGGGUUCUUACAUAGCGGAGAUGAAGGAUAUAUCAAUGAAAAAGGAUUUUUAUUUAUUACAGGGAGGUUUAAAGAGCUGAUUAUUACAGCUGGUGGGGAAAAUAUUCCUCCAGUUCUGAUAGAAGACGCUAUUAAAGAAGAGUGCAGGCUUAUUUCUAACUGUAUGCUGGUUGGAGACUAUAAAAAUUAUUUAGCGUUACUAGUAGCUAUUAAAACGGAGCCUGGUCCAGAUAUGACGUUGACAAGAAAUUUAUCAUCAGAAGCCCUAGCUCCCACAUCCGUUGACGAACAAAGCCAUUAGAAAAAAUCAUAUUUUUGGCCCUCCGUGGCGAACAAAAGUUUUUUAUGAAAAAAUAUUUUGAUAUAUAAGUGAUAAUUAUUAUAAUGAAAUCUAGAGCUAAUUCUAUUUAAUUUUAAACAGUUUAGAUUUUAAAAUAUAAAUUUUACACUUAAAAUAAUAUUUGCUUAAAAAUAUUUAGAAUUGGGAUUUUUUAAAUUUCGAUUUAUAAUAAAUUUUUUAAAAGAAAAAUCACACUCCACGAGCGAGCAAAAUAUUUUUGUUAUUUCACGGAGGGGUAGAGUAAGAAUUUUGGCAGAAAUUGGGAGCACAGCUAAAACUUAUAUUAUAUAAUAGGCAUUAGGAGCUUUGGUAAAUAAGUUCGUGUAUGCAUUAAAUUGGAGUCGCAAACAAACUCACCCUCUUAGCACCUUUAGCUGGAGCCUUAUGCAAGGGAGGAUGAUAUUCGGCGAUAUAUCCAGUUUGCUUUUAUUGGCUUGGUUGAGAGCAAUGCCAGAUAAGACCAGCUGCAGCUUGGUGUUGAAAGGGAAUGCUCUGUAGUGCCCGUUGGAUAGCCGGGCAAUUUCCGAGCGUGAUACAUGAGUUGCUUUCUGAUCAAAGAGUUCCAUUUUGAUCGACACCUCGUAGAGAAAAUUCAUUUUUCGAUCUUCUGGUAGGGCAAACUAAGUCAGAUGCACUAUACAGUGAUUCAUUCUGCUGCACUCCACCUAGUGUGCGAGCCUAUUCUGGAGGAACAUCGCCGAUAGGUAGAUGCAGGCAGUCGCAAAACAAGGAGCUUCUUAAUAAUCUUAACUAUCUCCCCCCCCGUGAGUGAACAAAAACCAUUAGAAAAAUCUCUAUUUUUGCCCAAAAACCCACCCUCCGUGAGUGAACAAAAAUUGUUUAUGGAAAAAAAAUUUGAUAUAUAAAUUAUAAUUAGUAUAAUGAAAUCUAGAGCUAAUUCUGUUUAAUUUUAAACGAAUUGCUUUUUAAAACAUAAAUUUUAUUAAUAAAAUUAAUAUUUGCUUUCCGGUUUUUUGCGAUUUAGGAUUAUUUUUUUAAAAUUUCGAAAAAAAAUUUUAUAAAAUUUACAUAUAAAUUUUUUUAAAAAAACAAAUUAGCCCCCUUCGUGAGUGAACAAAGUUUUUUUUGUUCACUCACGGAGGGGGGAGCAAGAACUAACGUAAAUAAGUUUGUGUCCAAUAUUUUAUAAGAAAAUGAUUUUUUAGUUGUAUAAUAAUAAAUUAUAGCUUACUUAAAAAUAAUACGAUGAAGCUAUGAAUGACCAAAAAGUCAAAAAAUAUAUCCAAGAAGGAAUUGACAUUAAAUUAACAUUAAUUAAUUAUAAAAUAAGAUUUCUGCAGGCAUAAAAGCUAUGCACGCCUCCAUAAUGCAAUAUCGCUUGCUUACUGUCUUGUUGCAUACUCUGUUAACUUUUCACGAAUGAGGGCUUGCACUUGCUACCCUUAACUCAGAAUUGCUGAGUUACAUGUUGCGCGUCAACAAGGUUCAGCUUCCAGAAAAUUCGAAAAAUCGAUUUUUCUGGGCAUCUGUCACCUAAAAUGGAAGCUCAAAGCUCAGGAUGUAGCACCCGGUAUCAUGCUGGGAAAAUUCCUGAGUGAUUAGGAGAAACCUCACUGAUGCUGCUGGGUCUCUCUUUCCAUCUUCAAGUUACUUCUUGCCCCAUGGGGUAAAGCCUUUAGCCUGGAGCGAGCAUGCGUUCGGCUAGUCCCGACAUUGUUCUCCACCAACCCAAGCAAACCCGGCCGUAUGCAUAUUACUCAAUGCCAUCCUCACUUCCACAAAGUCUUUGGUUUACCCCAGCUGCAGGUGUUAAUAGGGUUAUUUUUUGUCAUAUCAUUUUAAUGUAUAUUAGAAAGAAUUGAUAGAGCAAAUAAAAAGGCUAUUUCAAAAGCACAACACGUCAGGAAAUGGGUGUUUUUGCCAACUGAUUUUUCACUUCACACUGGAGAGCUGACCCCAACUAUGAAACUUAAAAGGAAAUUUGUUGCACAGAAAUACGCAGAGCUUAUUGAAGACAUCUAUAGAAGUCCUAAUUUAUAA